Microtus ochrogaster (prairie vole) is the source of this 1642-nucleotide messenger RNA. It is a transcript of the gene Dsn1, whose product is annotated as DSN1 component of MIS12 kinetochore complex. Gene Ontology annotation, cellular component: MIS12/MIND type complex. Gene Ontology annotation, biological process: chromosome segregation; cell division. Lineage: Eukaryota; Metazoa; Chordata; Mammalia; Rodentia; Cricetidae. The record is from RefSeq and is a predicted model, not a curated record.
UGGCGGGAAAUUUUGGAAGUAGCGGCGGCGGCGCGGCACCGAGAACUGUACGAACGCGGGGAGGGGACCCUCUGCGGUGACGCCAAGUUUUCAGAGGAUGACUUCAGCGACCAGAGCAGAAGAACAGGAACCAAUGAUGUCCAAGCCUCGGGAUCAUCAAGUGCCAUCAAGUCUCAACCCUUUGGAAGUGUUGCCCAACUCCUCUGCCUCGCUGGAGAUGACUCAAGGCACGUCAAAGGAAAAAAAUCACCUCGGCUGGAGUCCUGAGGAGGGCGAAAGUGGCGAAGCCAACCAUCAGGAGAGACUUCAGUUGAGGUCAUUUCACUUGUCCCCUCAAGAACAGUCUGUCUGUCGCCGAGACAAAAGGCAGUCCUGGCGACGAGCGAGUGUGAAAGAAAUAAACCGAAGGAUGUCAUUGGCUCCCUUUCACCCAGGCAUCACAGAGCUCAGCAGGUCCAUCAGCUUGAAGUUAGCAGAAAGCAAACGGCUUGGCGCUCUCCUGCUCUCCAGCUUCCAGUUCUCUGUUGAAAAACUUGAACCUUUCCUAAAGAGCACUAAGGACUUCAGCCUUGAAUGCUUUAGAGCGAAAGCGUCUUCUCUCUCUGAAGAAUUGAAACGUUUUACAGACAAGCUGGAAAGUGAUGGAACUCUACAGAAAUGUUUUGUUGAAGAUUCAGAAGAAAAAACACCAGAGUUUUCACUGGAAACAUCAGUGGCUGAGGUGAAAGAAUAUAUGGCAAAGUUUUCUGUAGAACGGCAUGCUUGGGAUCUGCUCUUACAACAGUACCAGAAGGAGAUUCCACCCGAUGAGAUGCCCAGAGGAUCAUCUGAAACCAAAAUCACUGAGGUCAAAGUGGAUCCUGCGACUUAUCUUGUGUCUUCCCAGAAGGAAGUCCUUAACUCAAAGCCCGACUACCAGGAAAUCUUACGGAAUCAGAACCAAGUCUUUGCCUGCAUGGAGUUGGUGAUGGAUGAGCUGCAAGGAUCAGUGAAGCAGCUGCAAGCUUUCAUGGAUGAAAGUAGUCAGUACCUCCAGAAGGUGUCAGUACAGCUCAAGAAAAGAAGCAUGGAACAAUUAGAUUCUUCACCUGCUCGAAAACUGCUCAAACUCCACAUGCAGAACUCCUCUUCCACACAAUGAUCAGGGUCUGGUCGGUGACCUUACCUGUAGUUCUGCUGUGAGCUGCCAGGGAGAGGACAGGGAAGAGUGCCCCCACACAUGACAACCUCCCAACCUCCCUCAAAGCUGGAACGUUCCGGCUACAGAGCACUUUCCCUGUUUCUGAGUGACAGCACAGAUCCAGAAGAAUGUUGUUAGAGACACUUUCGGUAGGAAUGUGCAAGACGCUUGGAAUGACUUUCAGAGCCACUGGCCCAUCGCUUUAAAUGUCCUCAUGGUCAGCACUUUGCAUCCCAUGAAGAUAUUGUCAAGUUUUCAAAACAACCCAAAGACAUUUAGAACCAACCUUAACAAACUGUUUCAGGGGUCAGGUUGGGUUCUUGUCAUAAAAGAAUGAAGGUAAAGUUUUCAAGUGUGGUACUAAAGGUGGAGUGUGGAAUGUUGUUGCAUAAAGACAUAUGUGAAUCACUUCACCAAAUGCCCUUUUUGUGAAGUGUCCUAUUGUCUUUACUAUACUUUAGU